Messenger RNA from Notodromas monacha, 2442 nucleotides. NCBI's taxonomy places the organism in Eukaryota, Metazoa, Arthropoda, Ostracoda, Podocopida, Cyprididae. The record is from the annotation of a GenBank genome assembly.
AUGACGGGGCUCGGUUACGCCAAGUCAACUGCUGGUGAUCACAGUGAUGGUGUUGAUGUUGAUGAUGAUGAUGAUUCUGCUGGCUGGAUGCGCGAUUCUGCUGGCUUCUCGCGUGUGAUUGUCGGAACAGGAAUGGUGGACAUCAUGGCUGAUGGAGUGGAAGACGGGGAAUUUGUGUUGCCGUUCUGGCAGCUUCUCAUUGACGAUAUGGAUCAGAAGCUUCGUAGUCCUGGCCCAGCGUCCGAUGGGAAAGUUGGCCAAAAUUCAAAAAUCCCUUCUGGUAACCCCAAGUUUCAGCCGAAUAUUUCGGUCGCCGCGGCAGCGGAACUCAACAACAAUCAUUCGAACGUAAACAAGAUGACUACGCAUACGAAAGCCUCGCCGCUUACGUCAGCUGCUGUUGGCGUGUCAAACAAAGCUGUCAGGAAUCCGCCCACGCGCUCAGGGCCAAACAGACCUGUUACCAGCAGCAGCAAUGGUAGCAAGCAAACAAACGGACGUGUUCCAGCCGGCGCCAAACGGCAACUUGCUCCAUCCACCACCGUGAGCCAGGUGGCCAAGAAACAAGCCCCUGCUGCAAACACGACUGUUUCUGCGGAGGCGCCACCACCACCAGCAGCAGUAGCCUUGGCCUUAGCCGAGCCUGUUGCAAUCCUGACAACACAACCGCCGAUGUUCCCCGUGUUACCGCAAGAUUAUAUCCAUCAUCCUAUUUGCAAUCCAUCAUCGGAUAUGGAUGCGUCGGCGCAGCCACACCUAACGCCGCCGAUCCCGGUGGAACUUGAUGGAACUCUGCGAGGGAUUUCGACUGGUGGUAGGCCCGGAGGAGGAGAAGAAGAAGGAGGACAUGCGGAGGAGGCGGCGGCGACGACCCCGUCGCCGAUGGAGCAGUGCCAAGCGGAGGAUUUGGCCAGCUUGGUUUUGUCAAGUGGUGGCCAGCUAGUCACGAGUCCCUCAUCGUGUUUGCAGUGUGUUGGCAAGGAGAGGGAUUUGCGAAGGGCGGAGACGCAACUGUUGGCUACGUCUCGCAAUGUGGAAGCUUUCGUUGUAGCUUUCAAACACCUGGCCUUCGACAUGAAUGGUCUCUAUGCACCUGAUCUCAGAAUGCGGUUGGAGCAUGCUCUCACGCAGCAGGACCGACUUAUGGAAAGAAACGCGAGCAUUUUGGUUGAACUGGAGAAUUCCAAGGUCUCACAUGAAACUGAAUUGAAAUCUAUUGCCACUAAACUUCAGGAGGAGUACGAAGCAAAAUUGGAACAUCACAAUUUAAACGCGAAGAAAGAAGCCAAUCGAGCACUUGAGCGUCAUCAAGUGGAGAUGCUAGCGUUGAAUGCCGAGCUAGACGGGUUGAGGCUGGCUUGCAAGGAUCUGGAGGCGAAACUCGCUGAGAAGUUCCGAUCCGAGGCCAUUUUGAAGGAGCAAUUCGAAGAAGUGAGUGCUGAGCUGAAGCGGCGAGACGAGCAGCAAGCUCUUGAAGACCUGUCGGUGGAGGACGUGGUGAAGAGAAAGGUGGACACCAGAGUACAGGGAGUGCGAGAACGUUGCAAGCAGCUGGAGCAAGAGAACGAGUCCUUCAAAAGCAUCCAGGAACUUCAGAUCCAGGAGCUCUCUGUUUUACGGAGAUCAGGCAGUAUGUUGGAGCAGUGCAAAGAGGAGCUGCAAGAAUACCGUGACCGCGUGCGUCAUUUGGAGCGUCUAAAUGAAGACCUGGAGCUCUCUGUGAAUGCCUCUAGUCCGUCAUACAACCUCGUCACGUUUCUCCUCGACGUUCUUAUGGCACUGGCGCACGCAGUAAACCUCGCAGAUUUACUUCUGGACCAGACGUUCAAUUUGAGCUUUCUCAGGAAAAGCCAAGAUCUUUUCCACGAAAAGCAAUCAUUGUCGGAGGCUUUGACCAAGUGUAGCACGGAACGGAACUCCUACCAGCAAGAACUCACCAUGUUGCGCUACAAGAUUCAACACAAGGAAGAAUUGUCGUCCGGUUCCCACAAUGGCAAAUGGAACCUCGAUCUCAAUUGCGGUGACCGCAAAGGAGAUAAUGGACCCGGAGAAUCUUCGCCGCAGUCCACAACAUUGCCUGGGCACUCGAAAAUGCGCCGGUCGAACUCCUUGAAAUCGCCUGUUUCUCUUCAUUCACCCCUUCAUCACCUUGUGGAAAGCGGAAACAAGAGAAAUGGACUGAGAUCUCCGUUGAUGCAUCGGCUGGCGUUGGCAUCUCGCAACUUCAACCUUGGCGAAAGCAGCAGCGGUUGCAGCAGUACGACGACACCGGAAGAAGAAAACGUACCACUUUGUUCCGGAAUCGCCUCACCCACUUCCUCGUUUUGUGCUGGGUUUCCUUCCUCCGUUCCGUCGUCGCCCGGAGUUACGGUCAUAGCGGAGAACAACUCCGGAGUGUCAUUCAUUGUGUCAUUUGACGAGAUGGACGCCGCAGAGCAGUGA